Messenger RNA from Macrosiphum euphorbiae (potato aphid), 2205 nucleotides. Lineage: Eukaryota; Metazoa; Arthropoda; Insecta; Hemiptera; Aphididae. The record is from the annotation of a GenBank genome assembly.
AUGUCACAACUUCAACCUGUUCGUACUCCAGCGGAAGGCUGGACAAUUCCAAGUGAACUAUUACCACAGUUAGCUGACCCUCAUUUCUGUGAUUCCAAACAAAUCGACUUAUUGAUUGGAGGUGGUGCAUUCUUUGACAUAUUGCAGCCAAGUCGUAUACAGCUGGAUGUGAAGAUGUUAUAUUUGCAGGACAGCAAGUUGGGUUGGAUAGUCACCGGUGAGUUGAGCCACACAUGUCUGCUAAGUGUUGGCAGAUCGUUGGAAGAAGAAUCUAAGGCAAUUCUCGGCCACGAGGAUGUUUUGUACGACAAACAAUCAAAGGCAAACCAGUGUUCUAUCGAAGAAAACCAUGCGCUCGAACAUUUUCAGUCCACAUUCAGACGAAAUGAGGAAGGUCGUUUCGUUCUGCAAUUACCCGUCAAAACAGACCUAACUAAUUUAGGUCAGAGUGUCAACUCAGCUACAUCUAGGUUUCUCAGUGUGGAGAGAAAACUACAGCAAGAUGCAGACUUGCGAAUUGAGUACACGAAGUUCAUGAAGGAUUAUCUGGAGAUGGGUCACAUGCAAGAAGUUGUGAAGGAAUCGAAUAUUCCUAAGCGAUCAUGCUACUUACCACAUCAUGCAGUAUUCAAGAGCUCAAGUUUAACAACUAAAAUUCGAAUCGUUUUUGACGCCUCAGCGAGAACUUCUUCAGGGUUGUCACUCAACGACGUAUUGAUGCGAGGCCCAAAGACACAGGAGGAUAUAUUCUCAAUUCUUACGCGUUUUAGAAAAUAUCAAUAUGUAAUUUCGUCUGACAUUGAGAAGAUGUUCCGACAAGUAGCUGUGGCAGAACAAGACUGGGAUCUCCAACGGAUUUUCUGGCGAAAUAAUCCUAGUGAAGCUCUGCGGACCUAUCGAUUGGUCACCGUAACUUAUGGUACAAAACCAGCCUCCUUCAUGACAACGCAGUGUUUGGUAACGUUGGCACAACAAGCGUACGAACAUUUUCCCAGAGCUGCGGACGCGAUAACGAAGGAUUUUUAUAUGGAUGAUCUGAUGACGGGAGGUGAAACCGAAGCUGAAUGUAUUCAAUUGUAUCAAGAGAUAACGUCAAUUCUAGCCUCUGCAAAAUUACCUCUAAGAAAAUGGUGUUCGAAUUCCUCUUACGUCUUGGGACAUAUUGGUAAAAAUGUCAGGGACCCCUUAUUCACCUUGGAAUUAGGAGAUGAAGAAAUGGUCAAGUCUCUCGGCUUAUGUUGGAACCCAGUACUUGAUGAGUUCAGGUUCAAUGUCAUACCAACUCCAGUACGAUCAAAAUUGACCAAAAGAACACUGCUAUCCGAUUUGAACAAGGUGUUUGACCCCAUAGGUUUUAUAUCCCCAAUACUCGUAAAGGGAAAGAUAUUUUUACAGCAGGUGUGGGCUUUGAAAAUUGAUUGGGAUAGUCCCUUGUCUUCAGACAUUCAUGAUCGAUGGAUGUCAUUCCAUAAGGAUUUAGAGAAACUGCAAAAUGUAUCCAUCCCAAGAAAGGUUCUACCCAAACCAAAUGAAUUCCAAAUACACGGGUUCUGUGAUGCGUCGCAAGAAGCCUAUGGGGCUUGCAUAUAUGUACGAUCGCGCUGUUCCGAAAAUACGUGGCAGGUUCGACUGCUGUGUGCUAGGAGUCGUGUAGCACCAAUAAAGGGUUCAACAAUUCCUCGUCUUGAACUGAAUGGUGCCUUGGUAUUAGCACAAUUACUCCAAAAGCUAACGGAUGCUUGGGAAAUUGAUCGUCAUAAGUGUCAUUUGUGGACAGACUCCACUGUAGUUCUUAGUUGGUUAAAUGCACAAUCUAAUCGAUUAAAGGUGUACGUCAGUAAUCGCGUUAAUCAGAUCUUAGAGCUUACAAAUGCAUCGCAAUGGAAUUAUGUAAGAACAGAUAAGAACCCUGCUGAUAUGAUAUCUCGAGGUACUAACGUAACGGAGAUAAGUGCUUCUAAACUUUGGUGGAACGGACCUGAUUGGUUAGGCAUAUCAGACGAGUUGUGGGAAAAGGUCCCAAGAAACAUAUUGAAGAAAGAAGAAAUACCUGAGCAACGCACAAUACAAUUUGCAUUAGUUGGAGUUCAAUCUAAUCAAGAGUUGGUUCAACAUUACUCCUCCUGGUCACGACUGCAGAAAGCAACAGCUUGGUUAAAAAGAUUUGUAGAAUAUUGCACUAAUUGCACUAGAUGUUGUAAAUAA